GCAAACCUCAUCUGCACCGCGGGCUCGGUUAAAUCUCUUCGGCCACUCCAAAUCUGAUCCCUGCAAUUUGUUUUUAAAUUCGUAUUUGUUGAAAUUUUGAAGCAAAUUUCUAGAUUUCAAAAUGAAUGUGAUUCCUCGAAUCCAAAAGUCAGCGUUGGGGAUGUGUCGCCGCAAUCUGGGGAUUUCUGCCGUAUUAGCCCAGAAGGGGCAAGCGACCGACCCCAUCCAGAAACUGUUUCUUCAAAAACUGAAAGAAUAUGAUCAAAAAGCCAAAGCAUCGCCAGGCAAGCUGGUUGACAGCAACCCCCAAAUUGAAAGGGAAUUUAAGACCGAGAUGGACAGAAUCGCCAAGAUUUACGGUGGUGGUGCAAAUGUCGACAUGACUAAAUUCCCUAAUUUCAAUUUCACAGACCCGGUCGUGGAUCCCAUUAAUCAACAAGCUCCAAAGUAGACGGUGAAGUCCACCUUAAUAAAUCCUAUUUAGAUGUAUUAAAAAUUAUGUAAAGUCAAAUCUUCAAUGUUCAAUUGUUAAUUAAAUUAAGAAGGAUUAUACGAAUAUGAACAACGUAGUCAACUCGGUUCAAAAUCGAACUUGCUAAUUAUAUGUAAAAUAAAUACACUAGAUGCUGACAGAAAUGAA
This is a messenger RNA of Folsomia candida, 640 nucleotides long. It is a transcript of the gene ATPsynCF6, whose product is annotated as ATP synthase-coupling factor 6, mitochondrial. The record is from RefSeq and is a predicted model, not a curated record. Bases 122 to 451 code for a protein of 109 amino acids. Gene Ontology annotation, molecular function: proton transmembrane transporter activity. The transcript has 3 exons. Gene Ontology annotation, biological process: proton motive force-driven ATP synthesis. Lineage: Eukaryota; Metazoa; Arthropoda; Collembola; Entomobryomorpha; Isotomidae.